Messenger RNA from Lampris incognitus (smalleye Pacific opah), 375 nucleotides. RefSeq names its product transmembrane protein 117-like. Bases 52 to 375 code for a protein of 107 amino acids. Gene Ontology annotation, biological process: intrinsic apoptotic signaling pathway in response to endoplasmic reticulum stress. The transcript is spliced from 3 exons. NCBI's taxonomy places the organism in Eukaryota, Metazoa, Chordata, Actinopteri, Lampriformes, Lampridae. The record is from RefSeq and is a predicted model, not a curated record.
CUAAAGAGUGCUAAUAGAAAAACCCCAUUAGGUGGCCGGGGGAGCUCCAGGAUGGAAAUAGAUGCCCGCUUUCGCUACUAUUUCCAGCACCCGUGGUCCCGUCUCAUCGUGGCCUACCUGGUCACCUUCUUCAACUUCCUCAUCUUCGCCGAGGACCCCGUCUCUCACAGCCAGACGGAGGCCCACAUGAUCGUCGUGGGCAACUGCUUCUCCUUCCUGUUCAACAAGUACCCCGGGGGAGGGUGGAAUGUCCUGAAAGUGCUGUGCUGGAUACUGGCCGUCAUCACCGGCCUCCUGGCCGGCAAGUUUAUAUUCCACCGCCGGCUCUUUGCUCAGAUUGGAUUUGUCUUAAACUGCUUCGAGGGCCCAGAUUAG